Messenger RNA from Pseudonaja textilis, 450 nucleotides. NCBI's taxonomy places the organism in Eukaryota, Metazoa, Chordata, Lepidosauria, Squamata, Elapidae. The record is from RefSeq and is a predicted model, not a curated record.
AUGAUCCACAGAGAAGAGAAGCCAUAUUGUGUGGAGUGCGGAAAGACCUUCUGUUACAAUCGUUCUCUUAUAAUACACCAAAGGAUUCACAAAGGAGAAAGACCAUAUCAAUGCAUGGAGUGUGGAAAGACCUUUAUUGGUACCAGUAGUCUUAAUUCCCACAAGAGAAUCCAUGCAGAAGAGAAACCAUAUCAGUGUAAGGAGUGUAGAAAGAUCUUUACUUGUACAAGUUCUCUUGAUUCCCACAAGAAGACCCACAUAGCAGAGAAGCCUUACCAAUGCAUGGAGUGUGGAAAGAGCUUUAGUUGUAGCAGUAAUCUUAAUUCCCACAAGAGGAUCCACACAGGAGAGAAGCCAUAUAAAUGUGUGGAAUGUGGAAAGGACUUUAGGUGGAAUUCUGCUCUUACCAGGCAUAAAAGGAUCCACACAGGGGAGAAACCAUAUCAAUAA